Molecule: messenger RNA, 1071 nt
Organism: Mercurialis annua (annual mercury)
Lineage: Eukaryota; Viridiplantae; Streptophyta; Magnoliopsida; Malpighiales; Euphorbiaceae
Product: serine/arginine-rich splicing factor SR45a
Exons: 8
Coding region: 137-853 (238 amino acids)
Biological process (GO): positive regulation of mRNA splicing, via spliceosome
Cellular component (GO): spliceosomal complex
Molecular function (GO): RNA binding
Source: RefSeq, a predicted model, not a curated record
AACAGCACUAGCGCUAGCUCCUUUCCUUGUAUAAAGAGAGAUUGCGCAAGCUCUGUUCUCAUUUCCCUGUCUAAAAACUGAAGAAAAACAGAAAAACCCUAAUUCAUAACCUAAUUGUGUUACCAUUAUCAUCGAAAUGGAAGACUCUCCUGUUAAGAGGAAUUCACAGUCUCUUUCCCCAUGGAGAGAACAGUCGAAGUCUAGGUCAAGGUCCCAUUCCAGGUCUAGGUUGAGGUCAAGAUCAAGAUCAUUUUCCCCUCAGCCUAGGCAUAGAUCACGGUCUCGAAGUCGUGGCAGAUCAAGAUCCAGAAGCCAUGGCAGAAGCGAAGCUGUAAACCCCGGGAACACACUUUAUGUGACUGGGUUGUCUACGAGGGUAACACAGAGGGAUUUGGAAGAGCAUUUUUCUAAGGAGGGAAAGGUUGCUUCAUGUUUCCUAGUUGUGGAGCCCCGUACUCGUAUAUCUCGUGGUUUUGCUUUUGUUACAAUGGACAGUGCAGAGGAUGCCAAUCGGUGUGUUAAGUAUCUCAACCAAUCAGUUCUAGAGGGACGAUAUAUUACAGUGGAGAAGUCACGGAGGAAACGACCAAGAACACCAACACCAGGACACUAUCUCGGGCUGAAAAGUAAUAGGGAUUAUGGUCACCGUGGCGGCGAUCGUGGUGGUGAUCGAGGCGGCGAUCGUGGUAGAUAUCGUGGCCGCGAUAGUCGUGAUGACUAUCAUAGGUCUCCAAGGCGUUCUCCUUAUCGUGGGGGUCGUGACUAUUCUCCUAGGCGUUCUCCAUAUGGUGGAAGAUCAAGAAGGGACAGAUCUAGAUCACCGUAUGCUUCUCCUUAUCAUGGAUCUAGGUAAGGCUGUUGAGCGAGUUAUUUUGCAUAGGAUGUCAUGGUAUGUAAUGAUAUAUAUAUAUCACUGGAACUUGAGCAGCUGGCUCUGUUGUUUGUUUUAUAUGACCUGUUGUUCAAUUUUUAUGCGUUUAGGAUGCGUCUAGUUGCGUGUGGGCACUGAACUUGUCAAUUAAGCAGUUUUAUUUCAAUGAAAAAAAUAGUAUGAUUCUGCGUUGGGUGAAA